AUGAAUUUAAUUCGAAAUUUUACAAGACCUUAUUAUUAUUAUUCUAAUAUUAAUAAAAAUUUAAAUUUAAAUUUUAAAAUUAUUGGAAGGAAACAUAAUAAUAAUUAUAAUAACAAUAAUAAAUCACAAAUAUCACAAAAUUUAUCAAGGCAAUUUUCUACAUUUCGUUCUUAUCCUAAUAUUACAAAUGCUAGACAUAACCAAGUAUUCCGAGACGAGGAAGACGAAAAAGAGUUUUAUAAUGAUAACGAAAAAAAGGUUUAUAAUAAUAAUGAAGAAAAUUUUUAUAGGGAUAAUGAAGAAAAUGUAAGUGCAAAUGCAAAUAUCAAGGCAAAGGGAGAAGAAGGAGAACUUGAAGAAAUAGAUCGUUCACAAUAUCCAGAACUCUUUCCUUCCGAAGAAGAAUUAAAUCAAUAUUAUGAUGAAGAACGUGAACAUAAUGACGCUGAUGAUGUUUGGUUUGUAGAUCCAGCUUAUGAAAAUCCCCAAGAAGAAAGAAUAAGAAAAACCAAAGAUGAUCAAGAUAAUCAAAAUAAACCUAUUGAUGAAUUCAUUCCUUUAUGGCAAAGAAAAGCCGCAAAUAUUUCUUCUCCUUCUUCCGAAUCAAGUCAAUUUUCACAUUUAUCAUCAUCAUUUCAGAAAGAUAAUUUAUUACAUCCGAGUAGAAAUUUUUUGAAUAUCGUAAGACAUUUGGAAGAAGAUGGAAUUGAAAAUAUUACCUUGAUAGAUGUAAGGCAAAAAUGUGAUUUUGCCGAUUGGAUUAUAAUUGGGGAAGGUAAAAGUACUAGGCAUUUAGGAGGUUCGGUGGAUGGUUUAUAUAAAAUGUUUAAUGCAAAUUCCUCAAAAUCUUCUAUUAAAAAUUAUCCAAUUGUAGAAGGACGAGAUUCCGAAGAUUGGAUGUUAAUAGAUACUGGUUCAAUUUUUGUACAUUUAUUUACUACAGAAGCUAGAAAAUAUCGAGAUAUAGAAGAAGGAUUACGUAGAAUUACUAAAAAUAUGGAAAGAGAGUUUAGACAAUUUGAUCCUAAACUUAGCAGGCGACCUCCUCUACCAAAAUAUGAUUAA
Messenger RNA from Diversispora eburnea, 1065 nucleotides. NCBI's taxonomy places the organism in Eukaryota, Fungi, Glomeromycota, Glomeromycetes, Diversisporales, Diversisporaceae. The record is from the annotation of a GenBank genome assembly.